Messenger RNA from Heterocephalus glaber (naked mole-rat), 1203 nucleotides. The record is from RefSeq and is a predicted model, not a curated record. Lineage: Eukaryota; Metazoa; Chordata; Mammalia; Rodentia; Bathyergidae.
AUGUGCACCUGUCCUCCGGGUCCGGCUCUGCGCCUGCUCCUUGUACCAGCUACUGCCACUGCAGCUGGCCCUGCGUCUACUCGAUGCCACCAGGUCUACAUUCUCUGCUUAGGAACCUCAGCAGUCUGGAGCUGCCUCCUGCUGUCAGGGACAAUGGUGGAAAGGCCCCGGGGCAAGGGGACAGGGUCAGGUGGGAGGGGCGGGUUGCAAGGUGGAAAUGGAACCAGGAGACACCGGACAGAGAGGAUUCAGAUGGGGCAGGAGGCGCAGGAGGGGCCGUACCUCUGCAGGCACUGGGCAGGAAGAGCGGCAGCAACAUAUGUAACAGCUACUGGUGCCCACCUUGCAGCCUGGCAUUACAUUGGCAUUUGUGGUGGCUUCACAUUCAUUCUACUGCAGCUAGUGUUUAUCACAGCCUUUUCACACUCCUGCAACAAGAACUGGCAAGCAGGUAUACCCCAAGACUUCAGCUGGUCCCCUGUACUGCUGGCCAGCCUGCAAUUCUACAGCAUGGGUGUGGGAGCUGUGCUUCUGUUCUGCCACUACACACGGCCAGCCAGCUGCCUGCCCAACAAGAUGCUGCUCAGUCUGCACCUCUGCUUUUGUGGCCUCCUCUCCUUCCCCUCCAUCGCUUCCUGCAUCCGCCGGACUGGCUUUCUCCUCCCCAGUACUCAAGGACAGACUCACACCAUGGGCCUGCCUGGCCCAAGCAGAAUGGAACACCAAACACCAGAUACCUCACUAGCAGUGUGGAGUGCUGGCAGCAUGUAUGCUUGUGUGCUGUUUGCUUGGUGUGUAAAGAUACCACCAGAAGGGAUGAUGUCCAGGACCAGGAGGGCCGCAAAGCAGGGCAGCCAGACAGCUGACCAAGAAACCCCACCAGCCAGCUCCUCCGUCCGAGACCAGCAUCUCUCCUACAGCUAUUCUGCCUUCCAUCUGUCUUCCUUGCUUGUCAUGGUUACCCUUACCAACUGUUUCAGUUAUAAGGAAGCAGACCUAGAAAAGACAUUCUUCACCAAGGGUAACCAGACUACCUUCUGGGUCAAGACUGUCUCAUGCUGGGCCUGUGUCCUCCUCUACCUGGGAAUGCUACUGGCAUCACUGUUGGUCCUCCAUCCAAGAGCCCCAGCCACCUCUUCAAGUAACACUGCCAUUGCUUUAGUAUUGCCAGACAACAGCCCCUCACACCUUUUUUUUCAAUAA